Aspergillus aculeatinus CBS 121060 is the source of this 393-nucleotide messenger RNA. RefSeq names its product Endoribonuclease L-PSP. The record is from RefSeq and is a predicted model, not a curated record. Gene Ontology annotation, molecular function: deaminase activity. Bases 1 to 393 code for a protein of 130 amino acids. NCBI's taxonomy places the organism in Eukaryota, Fungi, Ascomycota, Eurotiomycetes, Eurotiales, Aspergillaceae. The transcript has 3 exons. Gene Ontology annotation, cellular component: mitochondrion; cytosol.
AUGCCCUCCGCCAAACACCCCGUUCUCAGCCAAGACGCUCCUGCCCCGAGCCCGUUGAUGUCGCAGGGCAUCAUCUCCAACGGCAUGCUCUAUUGCUCCGGCAGUCUAGGCAUCGACCCCAAGACCAGCACUUUUGUCCCAGGCGACGUGGCUGACAGGACCGUCCAAGCCCUGCGCAAUCUGGAACAGGUUCUCAUCGCCGGCGGGAGCGACCUGAGCAAGGUCGUCAAGGUCACGAUCUUCAUCUCCAGCAUGGCGCAUUAUGCCAAGGUCAACGACGGGUAUGCCAGGGUCUUUGGGGAGUAUGAUGUCAAGCCGUGCCGUACCUGUGUGGGCGUGGCCAGUCUUCCGCUGGAUGCGGAGGUUGAAAUUGAGCUGGUUGCUGCUGCUUAG